Messenger RNA from Penicillium atrosanguineum, 2916 nucleotides. Its product is annotated as leucine--tRNA ligase NAM2. Gene Ontology annotation, cellular component: mitochondrion. The record is from RefSeq and is a predicted model, not a curated record. Gene Ontology annotation, molecular function: aminoacyl-tRNA deacylase activity; leucine-tRNA ligase activity; ATP binding. Bases 1 to 2916 code for a protein of 971 amino acids. NCBI's taxonomy places the organism in Eukaryota, Fungi, Ascomycota, Eurotiomycetes, Eurotiales, Aspergillaceae. Gene Ontology annotation, biological process: mitochondrial translation; leucyl-tRNA aminoacylation. The transcript has a single exon.
AUGCAGAACUUUUCACGUAUCCGAUUGACGCCCAUCGUCGCGCAAGCACGGCUGUGCGCGCGUCCUAUCCUGCGACCACUUCUUCCCUCCAACGCCUUCACCCGCCUCUCAACGACCGCUGCAAUCUCUCGAAGACUUGAUCUGCCUGCGCUAGACAAGAAAUGGCAGGAGAAAUGGAAGUCAGAUGCGGAAUCCCCGCGCCCGGUAGUGCAAAGCACCGAACCGAAGCCCAAGUCCUAUGUCUUAUCGAUGUUCCCAUACCCCUCCGGCACACUGCACAUGGGCCAUCUGCGAGUAUAUACGAUUUCCGAUGUACUGUCACGAUUCUACAAGAUGCGCGGUCAUGACGUGCUGCACCCAAUGGGGUGGGAUGCCUUCGGUCUGCCAGCGGAAAACGCAGCGAUAGAGCGAGGCGUGGACCCGGCGGAGUGGACGGAGCAGAAUAUUGCGAAGAUGAAAGAGCAGCUGCGAAGUAUCUCUGCUUCAUUCGACUGGGAUAUGGAACUAGCUACUUGUGCGCCGGAGUUCUAUGAGCACACCCAGCGCAUCUUCUUGAUGUUGUAUGAGAAGGGGUUGGCGUAUCAAGCAGAGGCGCUUGUCAAUUACGAUCCUGUUGAUAAGACUGUAUUGGCGAAUGAGCAGGUCGAUGCCAAUGGCUUCUCAUGGCGGUCGGGAGCCAAAGUGGAAAAGCUGAAUUUGAAACAGUGGUUCUUCCGGAUCACCGAUUUCAAGGAAGCGCUACUGAAGGAUCUGGACUCGCUUGCUGGCGGCUGGCCCGACCGUGUUUUGUCUAUGCAGCGGAAUUGGAUUGGAAAAUCCGUUGGCGCGAAGGUUACUUUCCCCGUGACUAUCGAGGGACAGGACGGCGAAGUCAACGUGGAUGUGUUUACGACACGUCCGGAUACUUUGUACGGCGUUGAAUACCUUGCGCUUUCGCUGGAUCACCCCAUCGUGCUAAAGGCUGCAGAGAAGGACAGCGCACUUCGAACGUUCCUGGACGAGGCUUCAUCGCUCCCGGCCGACUCAAAAGCGGGCUACCGCCUUGAUGGUGUCACGGCAUCUCAUCCGUUGCGAAAAAUCGACAAUGAAAGUGCUCAUGUCCAGAGAGAGCUCCCCAUAUUUGUCGCGCCUUACGUCUUGAGUGAUUAUGGCGAGGGAGCAGUCAUGGGUGUUCCUGGUCACGACGCUAGAGAUAUCUCGUUCUUCAAGGAGAACGUGAAUCCCGAGUCCAUCACCCUCGUCAUUGGUGAAAGUGACACAUCCAAAACUCUUGUCCCUGCUCAGGAUGCAAAAGCUUUCACUCAGGACGGUGUCCUUACUUCGCAUUGUUGGAAGUACCAAGGGCUGCACUCCAAAGAGGCGGCAACGCAGAUUGUCAACGAUCUCAAGCAAGUAGGACAAGCCGAUUUCAAAGAGACGUGGCGACUGCGCGACUGGUUGAUCAGCCGACAGCGAUACUGGGGUGCACCUAUUCCCAUCAUCCACUGUGGUGAUUGUGGCCCUGUCCCUGUGCCUGCGAAGGACCUUCCCGUCAAACUGCCAAAGAUCGAGGGAGAGUGGCUAAAGGGUAAGAAGGGAAACCCUCUUGAAUCAUCCAAAGAGUGGCUUCACACCAAUUGCCCAAGCUGCGGAGGCCCAGCGCGCCGCGAUACAGAUACCAUGGAUACCUUCGUUGAUUCAUCCUGGUAUUAUCUGCGUUUCUUAGAUACUAAGAACAAGGAUGCUCCAUUCUCGCCAUCUGUCGUACAGCCAGUGAAUGUGUACAUUGGCGGUGUUGAGCAUGCCAUCCUUCACCUGCUGUACGCUCGCUUUAUCUAUAAGUUCCUGUCUCAAUCGGAAUUGUUCCCAGCUAGUGCGCAUGCCGAUAACUCUGGCGCACCACCAGAGCCUUUCAAGACCCUUCUUUCCCAGGGAAUGGUGCACGGCAAGACCUUCACGGAGCCAGACACUGGUCGAUUCUUGCUGCCAGCGGAAGUGGAUCUCACCAACCCCGAUAAACCGUUGAUAACUGGAACCCAAAUCACCCCCAACGUAUCAUAUGAGAAGAUGUCGAAGAGCAAGUACAACGGCGUGGAUCCAACCGAGUGCGCAACCAAAUACGGCGCUGAUGCCACUCGCGCGCACAUUCUAUUCUCUGCGCCAGUCAGCGAAGUGCUGGAGUGGGACGAGACCAAGAUUGUCGGAGUUGAGCGGUGGUUUGGACGACUGUGGAAGCUCGUCUUGGACGCUCAGCACCAACUGACUGGGUCCUCGUUGGCAAUCUCCGCGUCAGACUUGAACGCUGCAGGUCAUGCGGUAUCACUCCCUUCUUCCUUGCAAGAUUUAAGUGACUCCGACACAGACGCCGUCUUGGCCACUCACAAGACCAUCUCAUCUGUCACAACCUGCAUCGAAAGCAACCCCUACGGACUAAACACCGUCAUUUCGGACUUGACAAAACUGACCAAUACCCUUUCAUCCACUCCACCUUCCUCUCCUCUUGUUUACUACCUAUCCCUCUCCGCUCUCCUCCGCCUCCUCUCACCCAUUGCCCCCGCCCUGGCCUCCGAGUCCUGGGAACUGUUGCACCAGCCCUUAAUCAAGGACUCAACUUCCCUCCGCUCUAUUUUGUCUUCACCGUGGCCAACAAACCUUCUCACGGACGAACAAGCCGAGGUCCUCGCUGCCCGCGGCGGCCAAACAGUCGCCAUUCAAAUCAACGGAAAGCUGCGCUGCGCUGUUACCAUUCCCCGCAUGAUGUCUCCCAUCACCUCGUCCCAGGGCAAAGGCCCUUCCCAGGAGGAGCAAGACUGGAUCAUUAGCCGGAUCUUGGAGACUGCCGAGGGCAAGCUGUGGCUUCGGGAGAAGAAUGACUGGGAAAAGAGACGACGAGUUAUUGUUGUUAGGGGGUGUAAAUUAGUCAAUGUGGUGUUCUGA